Pseudoliparis swirei is the source of this 4752-nucleotide messenger RNA. RefSeq names its product flavin-containing monooxygenase 5-like. Gene Ontology annotation, molecular function: NADP binding; N,N-dimethylaniline monooxygenase activity; flavin adenine dinucleotide binding. The record is from RefSeq and is a predicted model, not a curated record. NCBI's taxonomy places the organism in Eukaryota, Metazoa, Chordata, Actinopteri, Perciformes, Liparidae. The transcript has 10 exons. The coding region runs from base 2186 to 3874 and encodes 562 amino acids.
AACUCUGUUCAACUGAGAGGUUGAUAAGCAGCAGUUCGUGUGAGUUUAGAGGCAGUGAAGCAUUUGAUCGGAGCUACUCAGCACAGCAGAAGGUGAGAGCGAUCUUUCAGACUUCAUCCAUUACAUCAUAAUAAAGAGACCUUUUUUGUUCUGGCGGUGUUCAGCAGUGCCAAAAGAAAUUCACACACAUUAUAUACAUUUAAACUAAUCAACUUCCUGAAACUUCUCUACGCCUGUUAUACUACUUAAUGAUGUGAUGUGCUUGCUGCUCUUCACCAUUCCCUGUUCUUCUAAAGUUACAAACGCUUAAAACGUUGCUUUGCUGAACAGAAAGAGUGUACGAGAGGGAGAGUCGUGGACAACUUGCAUGUCGGAGGGUUGUUUUGAAUGCUCCUAUAGUUCAGCAGCAUUCUGCAGAGCUGAUGUAAUGUUUAUGACCCCGGUUCGUAUGGAUGUGAAUGAGUGUUGGUGGUGGUCGGAGGGGCCGUAGGCGCUGAUUGGCUGCCACGCUUCCGUCAGUCUGCCCCAGGGCAGCUGUGGCUACUGAUGUAGCUUACCACCACCCGGAUGACUGUGUGUGUGGAUGACUACUGGACUCUGGACUCUGGACUCUGUAAAGCGACUUCGAGUGCCUUGAGAAGCGCUAUAUAAAAUAAAUGAUUAUUAUUAUUAUUAUUAUUAUGAUAAUGAGAUCAUAUAAUUGUAGUUCAUUAAAUGCAUUUGUCAUAACACUCGAGGCAAUCUUGCCUCAAUGGAUAACAUCAAUAAUGCUGGUUUCAGGGACUCAUCAGGAUCACAUGGGCCUGAUAUUGAGUGAAAUAUCUUAACUAUUGGAAGUAUUGCUGUGGAUAAGUUCCUCGAAAGUACUUUUUAUUAAUCCUUUGACUUUUAUUAUAUGUAUUCAGAAAAAUAUCACAAACAUUGAGAGCUGAUUCAUAGUUCUGAGUACACGGUAAAUUCCCCAGUGUUCAAAAUUUAGUAAAGUAUAUUGACUCUUUCAGAGUUAUUACAACACUAGCAAUAUUCAAAGUAAACACGUUUGUGUAAAAUAUACGGUGUCAAAGGGAAUUGACUGUCAGUCAUCACAGCUAGAGCAAACCCCCAUUGUUGAUGACGUUUCUCUAGAAAGCUCCGCCCCCUCCUUUUCCUUUCAAAUUGAGUUUCAUCACCCGCGUUUUAAUUCUAGAAAGAAUUUCUCUAAAACCCUUUUUUUAUAUCAAAUGUUGAUAAUUCAGCAGAAGCAAUAUUUUAGAAUAACUCUUUAAUGUGUUCAAUUUACACUCGAGAUGUUUUUGAGUCUUGAAAUACCAAUUUGCAGAUGGCUAACGUGACCGAGUCAAAAGCUGCACAAUAAAAUUAAAGAGUACAUUAACUCUAAGCCAGUAAACAUGGUCCCUAUCUACAGAGUGUUAAAGAGCCACUGUGGCUCAGUAGUUAGCAAGUCUGUCUUCCAAUCAGGGGGUCGGCGGUUCAAUCCCUAGUCCUUGAGCAAGACAGCUGUGUCUAUGGUGUCUGAAUGUAAGUAGUUUUGGAUUAAAGUGUCAGCUAAAUGUAGAAGAAGGCAGGCUUGGUUGAUGUCUCCAGCAGCUCAUAUCAGAUUAAUGUAGAUUAAUAAACAGGGGGUGAACAUGUCAGGACGUGUGCUCUGCCACAAACAAAUUCUGUCCAAUGAGGUUUUAAUGUUUUCUCCGGGACACCGUAGCAUAACUUUAGCAAUGUCCAAUACUAUUGCAUCACAUUACACGUUGGUUACACAGGAUCCUGUCGACACGACCACGGUCAAAAUCUUGGCAGGAGCACAUAAGACACAGUGCACUAAAUAGUGAGACUAAUGAGGUAAUGGGCUGCAGGUGAGAACCAGGUGAAGGGAAUGAGAGAUUAUCUGGCAGGGACUGGAAUGACAUCAGAUUUAAUUUAAUCAGGAGAACCAGAUGAAAACUACUAAUAAGCAGGAGAAUUUAUGACAGCAAUAAAGGUACAUUUUGGGGUGAACCAUCCCUUUUUUCGUACUGUUCAUUGGGUGGAUUACCCAGGAAGUAAACAUGGAAGCUAGAAACCUUUUUUGGGGUCGUAGAAGACAAAGAUCUCAUUGGACGGAAUGGGUGCCAUCUCGAGGGGCCGGCAUCCAGUUCUUAUAAUGUGGCAUGGCUGAUUGCUAUUGGUCUUGCUUCCUCAGUGCUUGGCGAUGGUUCGGCGUGUGGCAGUGGUCGGAGCGGGCAAUUCUGGCCUGCUUUGUAUCAAGGCCUGUCUGGACGAAGGCCUGGAGCCCAUCUGCUUCGAAAGCAGCGAUGACAUCGGCGGCCUGUGGAAAUAUAAGGAGUCGCCAGAGCGAGCCAGCAUCUAUCGCUCCUUGGUAGUCAACACCUCCAAAGAGAUGAUGUGUUUCAGCGACUUCCCCAUGCCCGCCGACUACCCAAACUACAUGCACAACUCCCAGCUGCUGCAGUACUUCCGGCUCUACGCGGACCACUUCGACCUGCUGCGAUACAUUCGUUUCCAGACCACAGUAAAGAGUGUUACCCAGAGGCCUGAUUUCUCGACAUCCGGUCAGUGGGACGUGGUGACCACGAACGGGGAUGGAGUGGAGGAGAGUCACGUGUUUGAUGCCGUUAUGGUGUGCUCCGGCCACUACACCAAUCCGGUCUUACCCCUGUCUGACUUUCCAGGAAACGAGACAUUUUCUGGCAGGUGUCUUCACAGCCAGGAAUAUAAAAACGCGGAUGCCUACAGAGGGAAGAGGGCGGUGGUGGUCGGCAUCGGCAACUCCGGAGGAGAUAUCGCGGUGGAGAUCAGUCGAUCUGCAGAGAAGACCUUUCUCAGCACGCGCCAGGGCUCCUGGGUGUUGGGCCGGAUGUCCAGUAACGGCCUUCCCUUGGACAUGGUUCAUGUCAGCAGACUCAACAACGUCCUCAUGCGGCUUCUUCCCAAGUCUUUCGUCAACUGGAUGGUGGAGCGAAGCCUCAACAGCCGAUACGACCACCAACUGUACGGCCUGAAGCCCAAACACAGAGUUUUGGACCAAAAGCCGUUGAUCAACGACGACCUUCCUAGUCGGAUUCUUCAGGGGGCGCUCGUGAUGAAACCCAACGUGAAAGGAUUCACGACCUCCGGGGUCGUGUUUGAAGACGGCACUGUGGAGGAGAACAUCGACACUGUGGUUUUCUGUACCGGUUACAAUGUGAACUUCCCGUUCCUGCCUCCAGCUCUAUCGGAGGGGCCUCACAAAGAGCUGACGUUGUACAAGUCAAUGUUUCCUCCGUCUCUCUCACGACCCACGCUGGCCGUCCUAGGUAUUUGCCAUGCUAGAGGACCGAUUUUGCCCAUCGUAGAAAUGCAGGCGCGUUGGGCUGUGAAGGUCUUCACCGGUUUGAGCCGUCUGCCACCGAAGGAGAAAAUGCUGGAGGUCAUUGAGAGUGAGAGGAGAAGAAACAUGAAACGCAUUCCCUGCCCACGAAAGGCGGCCCUCCAGGUAGAUUACAUCCCGUACCUGGAUUUCAUGGCGGAACAGGUCGGAGUGCGACCCAACAUCUUCAGCCUACUGCUGAGAGAUCCCGUGCUCUGGGUCAAGGUCUUCCUUGGUCCCUGCACGCCUUAUCAGUAUCGUCUCACGGGGCCUGGAAAAUGGGCCGGAGCCCGUCGGGCCAUCCUCACCCAGUGGGAUCGGGUGGCUCAGCCCUUCAGGACCCGAGAGGUGCCGGAACCGGAGACCCGACCCUCGGUGCUCUUCUCCCCCUGGCUGCUCGUAUCCGCGGGAGCGGUGACGAUAGCCAUCGUUCUGUCUAAAAAUGACCUGGUCCCGGUGCUGCAGGGUGCGGCUCGGGUUCUGGACCAGAGCAAGAUCUUCCUGUGGGACUUCACUGUGUGGUCACGAUAACGCGAUAAAUAAAUAAAAAUCCAGGUCCAGUUCUUAACGCAGGAUCUAAAAUCCUAUAUGUUGUACAGGAAGUUGGGUUUAGGAAACAAAACCACGCAGUGUUGGGUUUAGAAGAUGACGUCAACCUGACUAGCGAGUGACAAAAAUGUCCAUGUUCACUUUUGAGUUUCACACGGGACACGAAGAGCGGUCUCCGGCAUUAUAGUCGUGUGUUUGUUGCAUCUACCACCACCCCUCCCUCUUUGCUAUCGCACCCUUGGGUGGGUUUAAAUUAGUGAGUUAGAUGGGAUGUGAGACCUGGUUAGAUCUGCUUUUAAUAUCCAAAGAGAGAGAGAGUUCAACUUGAGUCAUGUACUCUAAUAAAGUUUGUCCAUGUAGUGUUUGGCAUGCAGAUAAAUUAAAAUUGGUGUUCGAAUAUGAUAAUAUGGGGUUAUAAAAUUGUGAAAUUAGGAUUAGGACGUGCAAAUAUUGCAUGAUGGUUUUGGGUCACAGAGCAUUAUUUUGGUUGAUUUAGUGAAUGUAUGUUACUGCUGUAUUGAACAUCAUUAGUGGUAAAAAAGGGAAACAAACAGUGUGUUACAUGAGAAUGAAUUUAAAAGGCAGACAAUGGACCCUAUUUCCCCAUGUUUUGUUGUACUUUGAGUUGUUCAUUUGCGUUCCAGAACCAAACAGUCUGUCAAUCAUCAACCGGCGGACCGGAGGAGGGACCACCAGGCGUAUUUUGGCAGCCAAAUCCAAUUGCAUGUUUUCUUGCUUCUUCACCUACAUUUUUGGAUGACCAGAGCAUAUUCCUAACACAAAUACAGUUUUUAUGGAAUUGAAAUGCUUAUGUUCCAAGAAUGCCCAGAUUCGAUUAAACUAAAUUUGUAUUUAUUUUA